Messenger RNA from Thermothelomyces thermophilus ATCC 42464, 960 nucleotides. RefSeq lists its product as uncharacterized. The coding region runs from base 116 to 829 and encodes 237 amino acids. Gene Ontology annotation, molecular function: acyltransferase activity, transferring groups other than amino-acyl groups. The transcript has a single exon. The record is from RefSeq and is a predicted model, not a curated record. Lineage: Eukaryota; Fungi; Ascomycota; Sordariomycetes; Sordariales; Chaetomiaceae.
CUUCGAACUAACCCAUAUCAAAUCUCUCAUACUGUGAGCUCUGCGCAUCGGCCACACAGACCUUUCUCACUCAGCUCAGCCCCAAUAUUUUUUUUUUAUUUUUAAACAAGAAGAAAUGACAUCCACCAUAACCCCGGCCUCCGAUCCGGCCCCACUCGGAUCGGCCGCCGAGCAGACGCACGAGCCCGCCCUUCCCGAAGGCUACACCCUCCGCCCGGGCUACCCGCCCAUCCAGGAUUACCUGCGCCUCCGGCGCGCGGCGGGGCUGACCCCCAAAACCGCCGCGCAGGCGGCGCCGAUCCCGCGCCACAGCUGGUACGGGUGCUACAUCACGUUCAGGGACCCGGGAAAACAACAACAACAACAACAACGGCCACGAGAACAGCAACAACAAGAAACCGGCGAAGGAGGAGGAGGAAGAAGAAGAGAAGAGGAAGACGAGACGGUCGUGGCGAUGGGCCGCAUCAUCGGCGACGGCGGCUGGUACUUCCACAUCGCCGACAUGGCCGUGUUGCCGGCGCACCAGCGGCGGGGGCUGGGCGGCGCGGUGCUGAGCCACCUGCUGGCGCACAUCAAGGCACACGCACCGCGGGGAGGAGGAGAGGGGGGAAGGGAGAAGCAAGAAGAGGACCGGAAUGGCGGCGACAACGGCGACAACGGCGACAACGGCGACGGCGAAGAGACGACGGGCGCAGGUGGGGGCGCCUACGUUACGCUGUUUGCGGACGCGCCCGGCAGAAGGCUGUAUGCCAAACACGGGUUCGUCGACGCCAUGCCGUGCGGGCAGAUGGGCAUGAUGAUGCCGAUGGGGUGGGAGGAGCGCCAGUAAUUAAUAGCGCAUUGAAAUGACUUUUCCGUCACCACUCAAGUCUCUCGUGUUUUCGAAGGCAAAAUGGGAAUAACCAUCCAUCCCUUGACCCACAAAUGCCCCGGAGUUUUGAAAAUGACGUAAAGAAAUCA